This is a messenger RNA of Falco peregrinus (peregrine falcon), 5324 nucleotides long. RefSeq names its product proline rich coiled-coil 1 (gene PRRC1). The transcript is spliced from 10 exons. Gene Ontology annotation, biological process: activation of protein kinase A activity. The record is from RefSeq and is a predicted model, not a curated record. NCBI's taxonomy places the organism in Eukaryota, Metazoa, Chordata, Aves, Falconiformes, Falconidae. Gene Ontology annotation, cellular component: cytoplasm. Bases 2534 to 3859 code for a protein of 441 amino acids. Gene Ontology annotation, molecular function: protein kinase A regulatory subunit binding.
GAAUAAUUUGCCCAUUCAGCCUUUCAGUCUCUCAAUAAAAUUAUUUCAUUCCUGCUUUUAACAUGAACCCUGUUAAAAUUGUCAGUUAUAAUUUUAGCCUGGUUUUCCAUUCAGUUUACACAGGCCUUGCAUUUGGGAAUUAGGUUAAUGGAUAAGAUUCGGCUUUAGGUUAAUUGAUGAAAUUAAUCAUUAAAUCAGUAAAAUAUAGUUACCAGUCAACUAGGGAAAGACCUUGAGGAUAUGCUAUAUUUUCUUUGUAAUCUGGGGGUUUAACUUCAUUUCUAUACUCUUCAAUAAUACUAAUAAUUGAUGAAAGCCUCACAAAACUCGUGCUUCUGUUUCUUAAAGGGGUUGGUUUAAGGAUGACUUGACUGAUCAUUGGGAAUGUGUUUUUUCUGUGUUUUUCUGUAUUUUGCUUUUCCAUAUCCCUUUGUUUUACUUUCAUGUAAGCAUAAAAAAAGGUUUCAUUGUAGCUAAAUGUGGCAAAAUUACAAAAUCUAUGAAAUAAAUUCACGAUCACAAAUCACUAGAUGGCACUACUGCUGUUAUUUUCACCUAAUUGCAUAUGUUUCUCUUGCCGGUCUAGGUUUCUCCUUUGUCUCUUCAAUUUAGUAAUACAAAGUGUUCUAGUUUGCAAGAAUGCACAAAAAUCUCUCUUUAAGAAGUUAGGCUGAAUUUUUAGGUGUUAGCAGCAAAUUAUGUGUUUGUGGCUUGGACUGUGAAGAAUCACUGAAAAGGCAGUCCAGUUUGACACCCAGCUUUCAUUAGGAUUUGUAGACUGGUCUUACUGGGGAACUUUUUUCCUGCAACUACCCUAAGGGAAGUUGGAAACCCUCAUUGGAAAUGUUGGGGACUGAAGUCUCUAGAUUGCUUGAGGUUUUUUUUUCCCCCAUGUUCUUGUUUCACCCCAGUGAUUUCAUAUUUCUUACAUAUAACUGGUUUCAGGUAGGUCAUUUAGAUUAAAGUGUUAACCAUACAUCCUGUAGGAUCAGUUUUUAUUAUAAGUAGUGCUGGAUUCUUUCAAUACAAUGAGCUAUUAGCUUCCUGUCACACCUGUUGUACUUUGCUUUCCUUUCCCUUUGUGUAUUCCCUCUUCUCAUGUCUUAUCUUUCUCCUUAGCCUUAUUUUUUAAAAAAAAUUAUCUAUGUUUUUUCAUGCAGUACAUGCAAACUAACUAUUAUCUUAAGAAUUCAGUGUAUAGAAAACUGUUAUUUGUGCAGGCUUCAUCUUAGUCUCUACCAGAUCAGGACUUCACAAUGAGAUUGAUGGUUGUGUGAAGGAAUGGGUAAGCUAAAGGGAAAAGAAUAUAGGAGCAUUUAGGCUUCUGGGUUUUCUAAUUGGCAUCGGGGUGAGUAGACAGAAAGGGAAAUUGUGAUUGUGCAUUUUGAAACAGAGGAGGUUGUCUACUCUUCCAAGAAAAGGAAGGGCGAAGUCUUCCUUUUCCCCAGCUCGUGGCAAAACCUCUACUUAUUGUAGUGGAUGAUGUGGGAAAGAGUAUGGGAUGUUUUAGGGUCAAAGGAUUAAAAUUUAAGCCAGAACAGAAGGGAGGUAGCAGUAUGCUUCUGACUGGGCAUCACUCUGAGGGUAUCCAGCUUGCGGUGCCUAGGGGUGCGUACCUGGACCCACAAAGUUCAAGGGAACGGAAAUAAGCCCUGUGACUGGCAGGAUUCGUCUCUCAAGCUUCCAUCUCCUGGCCAGGCGGGAUUUGCAGAUGGUUGCCAUUCCCAGAGAGGCUUACAAGUCAGAGGAGAAAAUGCGACACUACUGAUUUUUGCUUUUUUUUAAAUUCAAAUUUUAAGACAGUUCCAUGUGUUUUUUGGAGUCAGCUGCUGAAUUAUAAUGGUAAUUUUUGCAGGUUUGGGGUUGCUGUUUCUAUUUAAUGCUUAAUUCACUUUUCUUAUUGUAAAGUUAAUACGGAAAAGCAACUACAGAGUUAUUUACAUUUCUGCUAUUUACUAACUUUCCAGAUGUCAGUUAGGUUGCUUUUUGGGGGUUGUCCCCUGCUUCCCCCUCCCCAACUUUAAUAGCUCUGUGAAUCUUUCAAAAAGCUUUGUACGGAGUUUUUGAAAAGCUACACUGUGGAACUUUUUCAGUCAUUUUACAUGGCCAUGGCAUUUAUUUUUAGUAAGCACAUCUCAGCAGUUUUUUAUCAUGGCACUAGGUGAUACCAAGCAGCAAAUUAAAAAAAGCUAUGAUAAAAUAAAAUGUUUCUGGGAGGUUUUGGUCAGCAAAUACUUUAGUUGCACAAAGGAAUAUUCUUUCUCAUUUUGCAUUGUGUAAUUGGAAGAAGAGUGACUUCAGAAAUACUUCUAUGAGGGGGAGUGUAAAUGUGUGUAGCUUGAUUAAAAGACAGAAUCUUAUUAUUACAAAUUCUUCUGCUUAGUGAAGUCUGAUGAAAGACUGCAGUUCCUUUCUAAGGGAUGAUGAGAUGUACUCAUUCUGCAAGGACAGUCAGUUCCUCACCAGGCAAUUGCUGACCCAUCUGAAGAGAAGCUUUUAAAUGAAUUGAAGAGCUUUUUGUAGCUGAAGGAAAAUGAUGGAAGAGAGUGGAAUAGAGACAACUCCACCUGGCACGCCCCCACUGAGCCCAGCAGAGGCUGCUGCUGCCACUGCUACACCUGUCUCAUUAGCUAUGUCCAGUUCCCUUGCUACACCAAGCAUGUCAUCAUCUCCUGCAUACUCGCCAUCUUUGCCAGCUGGAGUGUCUCCACUUCCGUCUCCUGUGAUGACUUCAGCUUCUCUUCCACCUGUGCCUUCUGCAACAGUUUCUACUAUUGCACCGCCUCUAACUCCUGCCCCACCUCCUGUUGUCCCUUCAGCUUUUUGUACCUCCAUAUCCCAGUUCUCUGCACCUCCUCCAUUAAGCUCUACUACUGGCCCUGGUCUUUCUGCACCUCCCACUGGUCCCCCCAUUUCAGGAUUUUCCAUGUCUUCAACCUAUGACAUUACCAGAGGUCAUGCUGGUCGAGCACCACAGAGCCCGCUGAUGCCAUCGUUCUCUGCACCUCCAGUCACAGGCGUUUUGGCAGAUCCUAUUACUCAACAAGCAACUUUCUCAUCACCUUUGGCUCCUGGGACUGGUUCAGCAAUCACUUUUCCUGAGGAGCAUGAAGACCCCAGAGUAUCUACUGCCCAAGGUGGAGUACCUGCUGGAGGACUGUGGGGUUUUAUAAAGGGUGUAGCUGAGAAUCCCAUGGUGAAGUCUGUUCUUGAUAAAACCAAACAUUCAGUGGAGACCAUGAUCACAACACUGGAUCCUGGCAUGGUUCCAUAUAUCAAAACUGGGGGAGAACUGGACAUAGUUGUUACUUCCAAUAAGGAGGUAAAAGUCGCAGCAAUCCGAGAUGCCUUUCAAGAAGUCUUUGGAAUGGCUGUUGUUACUGGAGAGGCUGCACAAUCUAACAUCGCGCCCCAACCUGUGGGCUAUGCUGCAGGUUUAAAAGGAGCCCAAGAAAGGAUAGACAGCUUGCGUCGGACAGGAGUAAUACAUGAAAAACAGCCUGCUGUAUCAGUAGAAAGCUUCAUUGAGGAAUUGCUUCCUGACAAGUGGUUUGACAUUGGAUGUCUGAUUAUUGAGGAUCCAAUUCAUGGAAUUCAUCUCGAAGCUUUUACUCAAGCAACACCAGUGCCUUUACAAUAUGUUCAGCAGGCUAAGAGUCUCACUCCUCAGGACUACAAUCUGAGAUGGUCGGGCCUGUUGGUGACCGUGGGUGAAGUGCUUGAGAGGAAUAUACUGAACGUCAACAGGACUGAUUGGCACAUGGUAUUCACUGGCAUGUCCCGUCGGCAGAUGAUCUACAGUGCAGCUAAGGCUCUAGCAGGAAUGUACAAACAACACUUACCACCCAGGACCAUUUGAAAGAAGGCUGAUCCGUGACGCUAAGCAGUACUGGUUUUGAUUCUAGAAUUGAAGUGAAAGCUACAUACUCUGAAUCUUAGUGGAUACAGCACAGAUCUGUAAUCUAACUGUAAAGCUUUUUAAGAAGCGAAAGUGAUUUCCAAUAGUGGAAAUGAGCAGUUGCAGUUUUUAAUUACUAUAUGAUUUCCCAUAUGAUUCACAAAACAGGAAAUCAGAACAAAGACGUAUUUACAACUGGGACAAAUAGCAUUACAGUUUGUAAAGUGGAAUGUGCUGUUAUUUGACAUCUUACUAGGCAUUUGUGGGGAUAUUUUAGUUAGCAUACUUUUUCAAAGAAGGGGUUAAUUGUUCAGCUAUUCCAAUUCUAUUAGUAAUAUAAACAUGCUGACUGCAUACUAGGCAUUUGUGGGGAUAUUUUAGUUAGCAUACUUUUUCAAAGAAGAAGUUAAUUGUUCAGCUAUUUCAAUUCUAUUAGUAAUAUAAACAUGCUGACUGCAUAACUUCUAUGUUAUACAUGCAUUUCUAUCCAGAGAGACUGCUUUCUGUAUUAGAUGUUUUCUUGGGGCCUGUGCUUAGGUGAUACCUAAACACAUCAUAGGUUUGAUGUCGGUAUAUAUAAAGUUCUCAGAAGUGAUGCUGAGUAACUUUUACAAUACAUAACAGUGAGCUGCUGAAGAAGAGCACAAAUCCAUGCUCCAUUAGUUAAAGUUGUUGCUAAAUAAUUCUGAAAUCUCAUUUUCCAUGCUGCAUCUGUAUUCUUACGUAACAGUAGUGAAAUUCAUGUCCAGGUAAAACACCAGACAAAUUUUGAGUAGCUUCAAUGGGUUUUAGAUCACAUACCACAUACCCAUGAAAUUAUCUCAGUAAUUUCAACAGCAUAAUUUACUCCACUGAUUCCAAACUUCAUGGAAUUCUUUAAUUUUUUUCUGUCAAAAAACUUUAUAUGGAAUUCUAUAAUUUUUUUCUGUCAAGUUAUGGUUGUCAGCAAUUUGAUGUGGAAAAUGGUGCAAUGUGUAUCACUUGCUUUGCUAUCCUGAGAUUUCUAAACAUUUUUAAGUGUUAAAUGCCUUUUUGAUGUCAUGAGCUCAUUGCUUUUCAUAUAAGUCUUCAGUGGUGUCUGAUUUUUUCAUGCCUAUAAAUACCCUCUAUCCAUACUCACACAAUCUUACAUCUUUAUUUAGAAAUACGGAAGUAGUUGUGAAGAACAUAUUUUGGUAAUAAUCCUUUUUUUAAGAAAUGAAGAAUAAACAAAUACUUUUUGUUUGCCUUAAAGAAGCAGUUUUUCAGCUUAUAUUGCUGUGCUUUUACCUUUCUUAGAUGCUUUCAAAGGAAUUUUUAUAUGCAAUAUACUGUUAAGCCAGCUCAUAUUUGUACCCAGUGAAAGCCCAUUUCCAAGUAAUAUAUUUUGCCUUAAUUGGCUUACUCUGUAAAUUAGUUGAAUAAAUGUUUUUCAUGGAGGACUAUA